Messenger RNA from Cyanistes caeruleus (blue tit), 6524 nucleotides. The record is from RefSeq and is a predicted model, not a curated record. Lineage: Eukaryota; Metazoa; Chordata; Aves; Passeriformes; Paridae.
GGGCUCCAGACCCUUCCCAGAUCCAUUCUCUUCCCUGGACACGCUCUAGCACUUUGAUGUCCUUGGCAUGAAAUAAAAUAAUAAUUUUCUAAUUCCCCUGUGAUAAAUCUAGAUUAGAUUGUUAAAAUCUAGAUUAGACUGAUAAAUUGAUUAGAUUUGAUUGUUAAAUCCUUGGCCAGAGAUGUUAUUUCUUCCCCUGCAGAGCAGCACCGUAUCAGUGUCCCAGAAGAGUCACAGACACCAUCCCCAGGACUCUGCCAGCAGAGGAGACAUCCUGAAAAUGGGAUAAUUUUCACCUGCCUCUCUCUGGAACAUCAUCUCCCUCUGGCUGUUAAGCACCAAAGACUCUUCCAGCACUACACCCAACCCCUGGAACUCCCCCUUCUCCUGGACAGACCUUUGGAAGGGUUCCCCAUAUUGUGCUGUGCAGUUCCAAUCCUGAUGCUCCAGAUCAGCAAACUGCUGACCAAGUGAAGUCUUCAGUGGCUUCUGGACACGGCUCUGGGUUUUGAAGCUUUAGGAAAUGCAUUUACCACGGAGGAGGCGGCUACGGAGGAACCGAAUCCUGUUCUUGCUUGCCAUAGUGUUGCUCCUCUCUUUCUACCAGCUCCAGUUCAGUCCUUCUGCCCUUCCAGCAUCACACAGAGCCCCCCAACCCACAGACCCUGUCAGAGUGAUCUCCAGGGACCUCCCCAGCAACAAGACUUCUCUAAGAGGCAAUGCCACAGCACCCAAAAUAAGGCACUGUAUCUACGUGGAUCCUGAGCCAGCUGUGCCCAUCACCACGUCAGUGGGUACAACACCACAGCAAGAAAAUGCCAGUGAAAGCUCUCCAGGAGAAAAACCACCCUAUGAGUCCAAAGGAGAAUAUCCCCAGGACCUGUUCAGUGUGGAAGAACGCAGGCAAGGGUGGGUUGUACUUCACAUCUUUGGCAUGAUGUAUGUAUUUGUGGCCUUGGCCAUAGUGUGUGAUGAGUAUUUUGUCCCUGCUUUGGGAGUGAUCACUGAGAAGCUGCAGAUCUCUGAAGAUGUGGCUGGAGCCACCUUCAUGGCAGCAGGUGGAUCAGCACCAGAACUCUUCACGUCCCUCAUAGGUGUCUUCAUCUCACACAGCAAUGUCGGCAUCGGUACCAUUGUGGGCUCAGCAGUGUUUAAUAUCCUCUUUGUCAUUGGCACCUGUGCCCUCUUCUCAAGGCAGAUACUCCACCUGACAUGGUGGCCCUUAUUUAGAGACAUCUCAUUCUACAUUGUAGACUUACUGAUGCUCAUCCUGUUUUUCCUAGACAGUGUCAUUGAUUGGUGGGAAAGCCUCCUUUUACUGACUGCCUAUGCCACAUAUGUGUUCACCAUGAAACAGAACGUGUUCCUAGAGCAAUGGGUGAAGCAGGAGCUGAAAAAGAAGCUAAAUGCUGUGCAGGCAGCAUCAGCAGAGCAUAUGGCGAAGCAGAGCACUGGGGCAGUUGUAGAUGAUGGAACAAUGAAGCCACCAGAUGUGAGGAAGCUGUAGCGUGGAGCAGCCCUGCAGCGGGGCAGCAGCUCAGCCUCCCUGCACAACUCCCAGAUGCGCAGCACCAUCGUCCAGCUCAUGAUCCACACCCUGGACCCCCUGGCAGAAGCAAAAUUUAAAGACAGGGUUGACAUCCUGAGCAACAUGGCCAAGGCCAAGGCUGAGACCCUGGAAGGACAAGGCUCCCAGGCAGAAGAAGAAAAGAAAGCAGCAAGCACCAUCCAGGUAACUCCUGGCAGUGACUCUGAGCCCAGCAAAGACACAGAGGAGGCAGAUGUGCCACAGGAUGGACAGCCACCAUCAAGCAGUGACACCUCAGACGACAGCAGCUCUGAGAGCCAGGACAGCGAUGGUGACAGCACAGAGGGUGAUGAAAACAAUGAGCCCUUAUCUCUGGAAUGGCCAGAAUCAAGGACAAAACAAGCAAUUUACCUUUUCCUCUUUCCCAUUGUCUUUCCUCUCUGGAGCACUCUGCCUGACGUCAGAAACCCAGAGUCAAAAAAAUUCUUUGUCAUCACAUUUUUUGGAUCCAUCCUCUGGAUUGCUGCAUUCUCUUAUCUCAUGGUGUGGUGGGCUCACCAGGUUGGUGAAACAAUUGGGAUCUCAGAGGAAAUUAUGGGGUUAACCAUACUGGCAGCAGGCACAUCCAUCCCUGACCUCAUCACCAGUGUCAUCGUGGCCCGGAAGGGCUUAGGGGACAUGGCUGUGUCCAGUUCUGUGGGCAGCAACAUCUUCGACAUCACUGUUGGCCUGCCAGUUCCUUGGUUCCUUUUUUCUAUCUUCAAUGGUCUCAGUCCUGUGGCAGUCAGCAGCAAUGGUUUGUUUUGUGCAAUUGUUCUCCUCUUCCUCAUGCUGCUGUUUGUGAUUCUCUCUAUUGCUGUCUGUAAAUGGAAAAUGAACAAACUACUGGGGCUCACCAUGUUUGCUCUUUACUUUGUGUUUCUGAUCAUCAGUGUGAUGUUAGAGGACAAGAUAAUAUCCUGCCCAGUAUCUGUAUGACAUAUGGACACUUCAAGAUGUGUGCAAGGAUCCAGCAACAUCAAAAGGGGGUUGAGGUAGCAGUUGUUCUACUGAAAAAAAGCAACCAGAAUUGUAACAAUCUUACUGAAAAUAAGGUAUCUUUAACAUGCUAAAACAUAAAUCAGUCUUAAGUGGUGUGUCAGCCUCUACUGUUUUUCUUUAGGAUCAGAACAGAUACUGAAAUGACCAAUAUUAAAUAAAACACAUUUAGGCACUUGUGGAAAGGCUGAUACAAUUUAGAUGCAUCAAAUUUUCACUAUGGCUGAUCCUCUCAAGGUAGAGGAGCUGAUUUUCACACAAAAUAUUUACUCAUUAUAAAUUUUUUUCAGGAAAACACUCCAAACUGGUCAGUGAACUGCUCAAACUCCCUGAAAUCAAUGAAUUUUAUUUCAGUGGGAAGACAAUCAGACUGAUGUGGCUGGGCCUUUAUGGAACUGCUCUGCUUAAAAUCCCUGUGUGGACACAGGCUGCAGCUCAAACUGCACUGAGCUCCUUUCAGAUCUGUACCUGAUCUUGCAAUGCAGUGACUAAAACUGUAAAGUGACACCAGUACCAGUGUGAUGGCACCUGGGUUUACAUCUUGCUGCAACAAGACUCAGGGGUUAGAACACCACAUUACCUCUAAUCAAAACUAAAGCAAUCAAAUACAACAAGGAGUUGAAUGCUGGGGGCUUGUUUUCAUCCAGACACUAAUCUCUGACAGCUACAGAUUAUUUAAGCAGCAAUAAUUCUUGUUAGCACUGACUUCUACAUAAACAAGAUGAAAAAACACCAGUGACAUCACCAUACCCGAGAGGUUUAUUGUUAACACCUCAUGGGAGCACACAAUGUGGUUAAGAGCUGCAGACAUUUCUGUCACUCUAAUCAAUCUAAUAAAAUGUUAAUGAAAAUAACCAGAAAGAUUUUAAGCUUUUUAUUGACUCACUGUAAAACUUCUUUUUUUGGAUGAGACAGAAAAAAACCUUAACAUUGUGAACAUUGACUUUGCAUAUUUUAAAGGAACUACAAACCAAAGCAAACAUCCAACAUACUGUUUUUUUGGUAAAUAAAAUUUAAACAUUACAUAUUUACAAAUCUACAACCAUUCAUUUAAAAAGUGCUGCUUGCAGACUAACAAAGUACCAUUUUUAAAUCCCAGUGAGAUAAUAUCCAGAAAUACCCCUCUCUAUUAUUACUAUUUGCAUCUCCCAUUUGUUACACUAAGAUUUUACAUGCAGGACUUUUCUCUUUCUUGGGAUACAAAUAAUUUAAUUUGCCAGUGGAAGUCAAAUUCAUAAGGCUGUAACUGUACCAACAGCAAACUUUCUCAAAUGGGACACAGCAGUGUCAGAGAAACAGCACAAUUUCUAUUCACAUUUCAGUAUUUCAUCUCCAAUAAUUAUUCCAGUGGAACCAUAAGUAAAGGAAAAUAUAUAUUGCACUGCAAAUGUAAAACCUUUGUUUAAGGUUUUGGAUAUUAGCAUUAUUUAGUACACAAAAGGAGAAAAUUCAUUUCAUACAAAAUUUUAAAUUGAAAAUAUGUCUCAAAUAUUUUAUUUAUUUAUCUUUGUGGUAUUGGAAAAUAUAGUCAAAUUGCUUUUCUAAUAAAGGACAGUGAUAUUUGAAAACUGUUUUAAUACUGAAUUGUAUGAUGCUUAAAAAUUGUCGACCUCAGGAUACAUUUGGAACAUUAUGACAUAAAUGAAGAAAAUUUCCCACUUAUAGUAUGUUAUUCCAACUCUAUUUUUAUAUAUUUCUACAGUGGACUGACUUGCAACAGACUUUAUAAAACAAUUCAUUAAGUAUAAUGAUUUUACUUGAUGAACUACUACAUGAUAGAGUAAUUUAAAAGCACACCCAAAUUAACACUGGCAACGCUUCAGGAGAGCCACGCCGGGGAUGCAGGAACAGAGGGAUUGUGUGAAGGCUGCACGGACAGCCCUGCUCCCAGGGCAGUACCCACUCCCUGACAGGGCUGGGGGAUGUUGGUAAGAAGUGAAACUGGUUGGGUUUAUAAGUCUGGAGGCAGUUGGAAGUCCUUAUAAGGAGGCUGGGACUAGGAUGGAGGAAGGGCCACGUGUGACGGUGUUGCCCCCACACCUGCGCCGUGUCCUGGGUUUGGGGAGCGGGCUCAGCUCUUCAGCCACCCCAGGAUGGGAGCGGGAAGCUGGGUCAUAGCUCAGCCCCUCUAACACCCCACAGCAGCUCUGGAAAAAGCACUUGCUCUCUCUCAUUUCAUGGCUUGAAGGUCCUAUAGAACAGUGGCUGUCCCAGUGGGAAACAGAACUGCAGGGAGCUGGGAACACGACUUUCCCCAGGGCACACCCAGCUAGGAGCCUAAGUACAGCAACUACUGGAGGCAAGAUUUCCAUGGUAAGUAAGCAGCAUUCCUACUGUACAGAGCAGAGCAGCCAUGCACACUAAGGGGUACUUACAGGGAAUGUGUUCAAAAAUAGCCUGUUUAUUUUACAAUAGUUCAGAGGAAUGAAGAGGGUAUCUCUACCAUGUACCUGGGUGAAAAAAGGAGCUCCAUUUCAUGCACAAAGGACACUGUACAAGCGUGGCAGUACAAAAGAGCAUCACAAAUUGUUAAAAUAAAUUAAAUGUGAAAGAUGUGGUAAGUGUAGCACUGCUAGCUCCACCUCAGGUUGGGGGAUACUUUCAAAAAGGUCAGCUACAUAAUUAGCAGCAUGUUAGAGAAGAGGCAUUACCCGAUGGGAGCUGUAUCCAAGACUACAUCCUGCAAUUAUCAUCAGCACAUACCUGCAGCUCUACAUGUUUAAAAUCCUUUCUUCUUAGGGCAGCUUCUUCUUACAACUCUACAGAGGUCUGGGAGGAGGUUACAGAGCUUCAUAGCAGCAUCACUUUUCAUUUAUGCCUCUAAGACUUGCUCUAUUUCACUUAAUAAAGUAUCUGUGAGCUUUAAGGUUUAUUACCUUCCUGCCUAAGUAUUGCUGGUUUAUGAUACUUGCUAAUCGAAGAUGUUUUUAAAAACGCCUACUGGUAGGCAGACUGCAAUAUAAAAUCUAAUGUAAUAGUUGAAUAUUUGGAAGUAUUAUAACAGCAACAACUUAAAUUAAAAAUAGAAAAUCAUUAAGAUUACUUAAAAUAAAACUAUUUGUUAAAGCAUGAUUUAAAAUUUGUUUAGGGUGUUUUAUACAGUUCAAUGUCUGUUUUCCCACCUCCAUGCAAGACUUCUGAUAUUUUCCCUGUAGCCUACCUUCUGGUGAGGAGUUGCUAUGUGACUGAGAGCACAGAACAUUUUUUAAAUGUCUAGAACAAGAAAACAAGAAGCAAAAGCCAUGACUCCACCACAAGGAUUGAUUUAGCAGUUUUCUUCUGAGGAAAAAAAAGUAGUUGUUUUGCCUGUGAAACAGAGACCAAACAUUCCAAGUAUAUUUAACUAAGCACAAUAUGCCCCAAUAAGUUACAUUCCCUGUAAUUCCCUGUAGCAAGUUUUCUGGAUGUACUUGAGUUAGAAGUUUUGGAUGGGCAUUAUGUGGUGUUGUACUGAGUGUUUCAAACACAACCACUGAGACUGUGAACCCUGCAUGUUCCUGGAGAACUCACUGCAGGCUGGCACAUCUGGAAUGAGGCCACACUAACAAAUGCCAGCAGCUGAGAUGGGCUGAUUCCAAAAUAAAAUCCAUAGGACUCUUCAAUGUGUUUUCCCUUUCCUACUAGGGAGUGGGGAGGGAAGGGAACAUGAGAGGAAGAGGAGAUUUCUAUAGAAGUGUUUCACAAAGACAUCAGUGUAUUCGUUAGAGUUUUGCAAAAUUUACCAUACCUUCCUUCUGACUGCUGUGGUAACAUGUUUUCCAAGUGUGCAUGAGAAAUCCUGGAUCUCCAGUACUGUCUAGGUGAAGGUUAACAUUUUCUAUUCUGCUUUAAAAACAAAUCACUCUUGAAAAAGUAACUGGACAAGUUACUAUAAAUAGCAGUGUACUGCAAAAAAAAUAAGCACUGUAUUGCUUCUGCAGCAAGUCCGUUUAAAAUUCACUCCAGUAAUUUAAAAAAA